GCGUGACUCGGAUACAGUGAGUCACAGAGCAGAGGAGGGAAGGAUAGCGUAGUAGUCUCUCAAUGUCCAGACAAAAGAUGUCUCAGGCUAACUGGUAGAUAAGAUGCCCUAAUAGUCCUUGAUCUGUAUUUCAAAGUUACUCUGGCUAAAAGUGUCGAUUAAAGCUGAGAGUGUGACCUCCCGAUAGAUUUCUCUCUAUCUUCCUCUCUCUCUCUCUCGUCCCGGCUCUGGGUUGUGCCCUUGGCUCGAGUCGGUUUGCCCUCGCCAUCAUGGCUUCCACUGGACUGCAGAUUCUCCUCCUCCUCACCUCCUCCCUCUCCCUCUCCGUGGCAGUCUUGUUCGGUGAGCCAAGAAUCUAUGGAGAGGAUGCCACCGGCUAUGGACCCAUCUUUGAAGAGGAGCCUCUCGACGUGGUCUACAUGGAGGACUCCCCUGACGCCAGGAUAUCCAUGAACUGCAGGGCAAGAUCGAACCCGCCCGCCAUGUACAGGUGGAGGCGUGACAACUGGGAGAUUAAGCUGAUGGAGCAGCCGGACGAGCACUACAGCUUGGUGGGGGGCAACCUGGUCAUCACCAACCCCCGGCAGAAGAAGCACGCCGGCAAUUACAUCUGCGUGGCCAAGAACAUCUACGGCACGGUCAUCAGCAAGGAAGCCAAGGUCAAGUUCGGAUUCAUGGAUGAGUUCCCACAGGAGGACAGAGAACCUGUCAUUGCCAAGGAGGGUCAGGGGGCCGUUCUCCUGUGUGUCCCCCCUAAGUCGUGGCCAGCCGAGGUCACGUACCGCUGGAUCUUCAACGAGUUCCCGGUCUUCCUGCAGACGGACCGCCGACGCUUCGUGUCCCAGCGCACGGGGAACCUGUACAUCUCCCGGGUGGAGGCGCAGGACGCAGGGAACUACUCCUGCUUCGUCUCCAGCCCCGUCAUCGGCAAGAGCGUCUUCUCCAAGUUCAUCCCCCUCAUCCCCACGCCGCCCGACGAAGGGGAUGAGAGGAGGUACCCAGCAGACAUCGCUGUGAUGUUCCCAGACACCACUGCCAUGCUGGCCUCCAACAUCACCCUCGAGUGCUUCGCCCUCGGCAACCCCGUCCCUGAGAUCGUGUGGAGGAAGUACGACAGCACCGACCUGCCGGCCAACCACGAGAUCAGCGCGUCGGGGGCGAGGCUGCACUUGUACAACAUCCAGUACGAGGACGCCGGCGCCUACGACUGCGAGGCCAUCAACACCAAGGGCAAGGACGUGCACAAAGCCUGGGUCUACGUGGAGUCUGCUCCAGAGUGGGCGGAGACCAUCAACAACACGCAGGUGGACCUGGGCUCUGAGCACACCAUGCGCUGCGUGGCGUCCGGGAAGCCCUUCCCCUUCAUCCGCUGGUAUAAAGAUGGUUACAUGUUCGGGAAAGGAGAGCUAAAGUUUUCCAGCCUAACGUUUGAUGACUCAGGGAUGUACCAGUGUCUCGCAGAAAACUACUACGGCAUCAAGUACGCCAACGCAGAGCUACGCGUGAUUGCCUGCGCUCCAACCUUCGAGCUGAACCCGGUGAAGAAGCAGCUGCUGGGAGCUCGGAACGGCCGGGUGGUGAUCGAGUGUCGGCCCCGCGCGGCCCCCCGACCGCGGUUCACCUGGACCAAGGGCAAGGAGCUGCUCUACAACAACUCACGCAUCUCGCUGAUAUAUGACGGCAGUCUGGAGAUCCUAAACGCCACAAAGAACGAUGAGGGUGUGUACACCUGCCUGGCAGAGAACGACCGGGGGAAGGCCAACAGCUCCGGCACGCUCACCAUCACAGAGGCCACAGAGCUCACUGUCCUCCCCGAGGACACCAUGGCCAAGGUGGGGGAGGAGGUGAUCCUGGACUGCGGCGCGACCUACGACCCCAUGCUGGACAUCGCCUUCGUCUGGGCCGUGGACUACCGCCUCAUCGACUUUGAGGCCGAGUGGCAGCACUACGAGAGAGUCGUGGAUGAGGACGAGGGCAACGGUUACCUGAGGAUCUUGAACGUCCAGGUGUGGCACGAGGGCCGCUACACGUGCACGGCUCAGACGGUGGUGGACAACGCCACCGCGUAUGCCGACCUCAAGAUCGUAGGCGUCCCCGGGCCUCCCGGUGUCCUGCGUGUAGAGGAGAUCAGAGACUCCUCCAUCAAGCUGGCGUGGAGCAAAGGAGGCGACCACAACAGCCCCAUCCUCUACUACACCAUCCAGACCAGACACUUCUGGGCUCUGAACGAGGACGACUGGAGAGUCGCCACCACCUCUCCGGCGUUCCUGGACGGUAACGCGGAGAUGGCCGACGUCACUGACCUGUUCCCCUGGAUGGAGUACCAGUUCAGGGUCAUCGCCACCAACCAGUACGGCGCCGGCGAAGCCAGCAUCCCCUCCAUCAAAAUCAAGACCUGGGACGCCUCUCCUGUGGUUUCUCCAACUGACGUGGCCGGUUAUGGAGGAAGAGAUGGAGAGAUCUUCAUCACGUGGAAACCCGUCGAACCCUGGUACUUCUCGGGCAAGAAGUUUGGUUACAUCGUGGCCUUCAAGCCCCACGACGCGUACGACUGGUGGUACGAGACCAUCUCGGACCCCGAGACCCGGCGCUACGUGCACCGGGACCCCUACUUCGUGCCCACCGAGGAGGACUUCCAGGUGCGGGAGUUCCAGGUGAAGAUCAAGUCGUUCAACGUGAAGGGGGACGGGCCGUACAGCCCCACCACCGUCGUCUACUACCCGCGGGAAGUGCCCUCGGAGCAGCCCACAGACGUCUAUGCCCGACCGGUGUCGUCUCACGAGGCCUCGGUGUGGUGGCUGCCCGUGGUCGACACCGGCACGGGCCUGCAGCAGUACAUCGAAGGGUACCAGGUGAAGUACUGGCGGAAGUACGACGACACGGAGCCCGGGGCAAACCGGAUCUUCGUGCCGGCCACGGAGAACCAGACGCGCCUGGAGAACAUGCUGCCGGACGCCCACUACCUCAUCGAGGUGCGGGCCUACAACGGCGCCGGCUUCGGGCCGCCCAGUGAGCACUGCGAGAUGUUCACCAGGAGACCGCCACCACCAGAUGCCCCCAGGAUGUGGCGCUACGUCAGCUGGACGGGCCAGUGGCUGUACGUCUGGUGGGACCACAUCGCCUACGACUGGUUCGGAGACAUCUCCUUCCCCCUGUACUACAAGGUCAUGUUCCGGAAAACAGGCUACAUCUAUGGGAAGGUGUACAUCACAGGCUGGCACUUCAUGGACUUCCCCAUGCCCCAGGUGGGGGACUAUGAGCUCAUGGUCCGGGGCCGCUACGAGGGGGGUGACGGACCAGUCCGGAAGAUCAGGAUCAAGGGGGAGGGAACUAUGACCACGCCUUCUCUAAGCCUGGCCUCCAUGCUGGCCCUGGCGCUUUGCAUUAUGGGAGGCCUGAUCUAGGCCGGUCCCUGGCACCCUGCCUGGAAAGGACUCUGAGAAAGGAAAGGAGGGAGUACAAGGAUCCUAAAAGGAAAAUCCAACUUUUAAUUGAUAUAGAAGCCAAACUUCUCAUCUCCAAACUACAUCAUGGCCACAAAAAUAUUGAACUGUAUUGGAUUAUGUUUGAAUACAAACGCCUACCCUUCCAAACAAGUUUUUCUCGAUCAGGUGCCGUUUGUUUUUAAAUGUUUAAGAGCUCUUACCUUGUUUAUUUGUCAAGAACAAAAACUCUGGACAAAUAGUGACACAUUUUGUCCAGUCAACUGUCUGGAAAGUUUUGUUGUGUUCUGCAUUGUGUUGUCUGCCCAACUUUUGCCCAGUUAUUAAUACGAUUAUUUCCCUGAUCUUUUGGCGGGCUGUGAACCACUGGCACCGUGACGUUCGGCCAUUAUCCUGUGAUUCGAUGUUGGGACCUGAGAAUUAAAAGACGGCACUUAUAUAUUGCAAGGCACGAAGGGAAUCUGUAAAAUAGACUGUAUAUAAAUCUCUCAAUACCACUUUAAAUAUUCAUUUAUGCACUUCAUAUUAACCAGCAUCAAGCUUUUGAAUGUCCAUGACACUGACUACUAUAGUAUGCAAAUUGAUGUACUGUCUUCAUAGUAUUGCUAUGAUGUAGGGAGAACGUAGGAGUGUAAUAAAUAUAUAACAGCUGAAUGUACCCUACUAGAAUGGCUGCAUUUUGGGGUAUUCUUGACAGUAACGGUAAAGCUAAGCAUUCUGGGUGAUGGAGUUCAUAUCAGAUAUAGUUCCAUGGCACUGAGCUUACUGACUAUUGUUUGUGUAAAUGUCUUUGAAUUACUUUAUUGAAUGACACAUCGUUCUGCCGUGUUCAACUUAGACAGCUUACACUACACCUACAUGCACUGUGUUAAGAAUGUUUAAGUCUUACCAGCUUGAAGCCAUUGAAGAGCUUUCAUAAAGAAGCUCUUUAUAUUAGAAAAAAACGUCAAAACUAAAAUGGAGGCCAGGGUACAACCAAUCACAAGUAAUUGUAAUUUUCUUCAGUCUGUACUUAUCAUGCUGCUUAUCAAUUAAAUGCAAUGCAAUAUAA
Gadus chalcogrammus (walleye pollock) is the source of this 4494-nucleotide messenger RNA. RefSeq names its product contactin 1b (gene cntn1b). The record is from RefSeq and is a predicted model, not a curated record. NCBI's taxonomy places the organism in Eukaryota, Metazoa, Chordata, Actinopteri, Gadiformes, Gadidae. Gene Ontology annotation, molecular function: cell-cell adhesion mediator activity. Gene Ontology annotation, biological process: brain development; cell-cell adhesion. Bases 270 to 3404 code for a protein of 1044 amino acids. The transcript has 24 exons.